Molecule: messenger RNA, 1063 nt
Organism: Quercus lobata
Lineage: Eukaryota; Viridiplantae; Streptophyta; Magnoliopsida; Fagales; Fagaceae
Product: double-stranded RNA-binding protein 1-like
Exons: 5
Coding region: 26-1063 (345 amino acids)
Source: RefSeq, a predicted model, not a curated record
AGAGAGAGAGAGAGAGAGAGAGAGAAUGUACAAAACAAAGGUGCAGGAGUUAUGCCAGAAGAAGCAAUGGAGGCCACCCAUGUACUCCACCAUGAAAGACGGACCUGAUCACCACCCUCGCUUCAACUCCUCUGUUUCUGUCAAUGGCCUGUUCUUUCACUCUCCCUUUCCCUCCAAAUCCUCCAAGGAUGCCCAAAACGCCGCCGCCAAACUCGCCUUCCUCCACUUCACCGGUUCCUCUGCCACAUUGCCUAGUACUGAACCGAUUGAUGUAGAGUCAAACACUACCACAGAAACGUAUCAUGAUGAUGAUGAUGAUCCCCAGAUUCAGUCAGACGCCUUACAUGUCACACUCACAGACGAUUUUCAAAGUCAAUACAAGGGCCUGCUGCAGAAAUAUGCGCAGCAGAAAAAUCUUGAUCCGCCAUUAUACAUGAGUGAAAGUGAUGGCCCAUCCCACGCCAUUCGCUUCAAGGCUACAGUUACAGUUGGUGGUCAAACCUUUGAGAGCCCAAUGUUCUUCAAAACAUUAAAGGGGGCAGAGCAGGCUGCUGCAAAGGCUGCUUUAAUGUCAUUGUCACCUGAUGGCUUUCAGAAGGGUGACUUUGGUCUAUACAAGAAUCUCUUGCAGGAGUUAGCUCAGCAGGAAGGUUUCUCUAUACCAAUAUAUAAAACUACAAAAUCUGGUGAAUUACACUUGCCGACAUUCUAUUCCAAUGUGGAAGUAGAAGGAGAGAUAUUUCGUGGGAAAGAAGGGAAAUCCAAGAAACAGGCAGAGUUGAAUGCUGCAAAGGUUGCUUACUCUAUUCUAAAAGAGCGUGGAUUGAGUCGGAGUUCUGAGGCUGCUUCUCCUAAUCUUGGUGAGGAUGAAGCUCUCCUAACUACAAGCUUAACAUUGACCAAGACCAUGAAAUCACAGCAGAACCUUGAAGAUGAGAAUCAUCUGCUUCCAUCUCCAAUCAUUAAGUACAAAGAAACUUUUAAAGAAGAAAGUACAGGUUACAUAUUGACCCAGUGCUUAAUACUUUUUCCCUUUCCCUUUUCUAAUGUUUCUGAUAAGUAA